Molecule: messenger RNA, 1213 nt
Organism: Salvia hispanica
Lineage: Eukaryota; Viridiplantae; Streptophyta; Magnoliopsida; Lamiales; Lamiaceae
Product: palmitoyl-acyl carrier protein thioesterase, chloroplastic-like
Biological process (GO): fatty acid biosynthetic process
Molecular function (GO): fatty acyl-[ACP] hydrolase activity; acyl carrier activity
Source: RefSeq, a predicted model, not a curated record
GUAGAUCACCUACAUUAUUAAUUGAAAAAUCCAAAACUCUCCACCAAAUUGGAAUGUUGUGAAGCAAAGAUUAGUAGAAAAUGAUGGCUUCCAUACAAACCGCGGCCGCGGCCCUCCGCCUCCGCGACAAUCAUUCAACGAGCGUGGGCCCGGUCCAGUUCAACCGCGGCUGGAGGAGGAGCGGAUGCGUGAAGAUGAAGGCGAACAACGUAAACAUGAGGAUGACUCACACGCCUUUAAGGGAUAAAGGCGGGGAAGCGGAGGCGAACGGCGGGUAUUUGCUAGGCGGGUUUUUGGCGGAGGACCGGUUCGUGUACCGGCAAACGUUCGUUAUCCGGUCUUACGAGACCGGACCGGAUAAAACCGCCACCAUGGAAACACUAAUGAAUCUGCUGCAGGAGACGGCUCUGAACCACGUGUCGAGCGCCGGGGUGGCAGGGAACGGCUUCGGCGCGACGCGGGAGAUGAGCAUCAGGAAGCUUAUCUGGGCUGUCACGCGUAUAAACAUCCAAGUUGAUGAGUAUAGCUCUUGGGGAGAUGUUGUGGUGGUCGACACUUGGGUGGAUGCAGGCGGUAAAAACGGGAUGCGCCGCGAUUGGAUUAUUCGAGACUACAACACCAACAAAAUCAUAAGCAGAGCCACCAGUAAUUGGGUGAACAUGAAUAGAGAAACAAGAAGGGUAAGCAAAAUCCCAGAUGCAGUGAGGGAAGAGAUACAGCCUUUUUACCUUAACAAGGUAGCAAUCACACCUCAGAAUUCCGAUACCCAUAAAAUUGAAAAGCUUACCGAUCAAACUGCUCAAAGAAUCCACAAUGGUUUGGCUCCACGAUGGAGCGAUAUGGAUGCAAAUCAACAUGUAAACAAUGUCAAAUACUUCGGCUGGCUCUUGGAGAGCGUGCCUAUAAAUGUGCUUGAAGACUACAACAUGACGUCGAUGACCUUAGAAUACAGACGGGAGUGUCGACAGUCAAACCUCCUCGAGUCGUUGACCACCAUCACAGUCAACGGAGAAGACCAAAAAAUGUUAGAAUGCACACAUUUGCUGCGCAUGGAAGAGGAUAAGGCUGAGAUCGUUCGAGCAAGAUCGGCCUGGCAGUUCAAAAAACCUCGUCACAAUAUCUAAUUUUUUUAUUUUUAUUUUCCUUUAAUUUUUCUGAAUAAAUGUUGCAAAUUAUUUGUAUUACAAGUACUCUAAACUCUCCAUAUUUUUUC